UGGUGUUCCGAGCGCAGGGAAGUUCACAGACGCAGGAAAUGGUGCUCCCUCCCAGCACUUCCAGCAUAAAAAUAAGAAAGCCGAAAUAAGCCAAAGAUGUACAUCUUUUGAGAGCUUGCAAAAACAGCAUGUGGUUAACGACUCUUCCUUUUACUGGUCCAAUUUAUGGUGGCCUCAAAGAUGGGAUGACAAUAUUGGUCUCCGGAACUGUUUUGAAGUCCUGCAGAAGAUUCCAGGUUGACUUUCAGUGUGGCAGUUGCCAAAUGCCCAGAUCGGAUGUCGCUUUCCAUUUCAACGUCCGUUUUGAUGAGAACUGCACUGUGUGCAAUUCACAUGAAAAAGGGGGCUGGCAGCAGGAAGAAAGGAAAUAUGACAUGGUCUUCCGCAAAGGCCAUCCUUUUGAGAUCCGAUUUCUUGUGAACAUCACCUCCUAUGUGGUUCUCGUAGACGGAAGGCAAUAUUUGGAAUUCAAGCACAGGAUCCCUCUUUCCCGGGUGGAUACCAUUGGAAUCUCAGGGGAACUGGAGGUGGUGUCCAUUAGCUUCCAAGGCCCUACGACCUAUCCAGUUUGCCCCCAUCCGAUUUUCCCAACCGUCUCACAGACAAAUGCUUAUCCUGUUGGGCAGUGCUUCCAGCCACAAACUUACCCUCUCCCUUACCGAGCUACCAUCUAUGGGGGACUUUUCCCAUCCAAAUCGAUAAUAAUCUCAGGUUCGGUGUCCCCUUCUGCCCACAGGUUCCACAUCAACCUGAAAGCGGGGAACGAUGUCGCUUUCCAUCUCAAUCCACGGUUCGAUGAGAAUGUAAUUGUUCGAAACUCUAACCUCAACAUGUGCUGGGGUUCAGAGGAACGGUACCUGCCCGUUGGGAUGCCUUUGUCGUGUGGCCAACCCUUUACCAUCUGGAUUCAGUGUGAAGCACACUGUUUCAAGGUGGCUGUGAACGGACAUCAUCAGUUUGAAUAUAACCAUCGCGUGCAUAACCUGCAUCAGAUAAAUCUGCUCGAGGUAGAAGGUGACGUGAUGUUGACCAACAUCCAGGCUUAAAGUGACCGGCAGAUGUGCCUGUUUGGAUGGCUGUGCAAUUGGUGUAAAAUGUUGAGCUUUACUACUUAAAUGCAAACAAACGCUUUUUUCAGACAUGGCAGCCAUUUCUUUAACCCUGUUGAGUGUAUGUGUAUGCAGGCUUGCUUCAUUCUUUAAGUAUAGACUCAUUCCUGUUUAACUAAUUGCAUAAUAAACUUUGUCCCUAAAUCCAUCUCUGGAACAGGGGGAGGUUAACAGCUGGUCACCCCAUCAGCCUGAACCAUUUGGCAUAGUGGUAUGUAGUGGAAAUACAACAGAGCAAAUAUUUGAGGGAUUUCCACAUAGAAGAGGGGUAGACUUCAUUGCCCCGCAAGACAGGACAGAAUCAGUGGGUUAAACCUACAAGGAAGGAGGUUCAGGUGAAAUGUCAGGAGAAACUUCCUGACUGUAUGCUGCAGCCGGUGGAACAGGCUGCCACAUGAAGUGGUGAAUUGUCCUUCGCUGGAGAUCUUCAGACAGAGGCUGGAUGGUCAUCUGUGAGAGAAGCUCUAGUGGAUCCUGCACUGAGCAGGGAGGAUAUCUAAGAUCCCGUCAGACUCAGGUGAUUUACAUUCAUCAUACAUUAGAUAAAUGGAAUUAUAGCAGUGUAAAGGAUUGCACCUCUCCUCUCUCCUCCUCUGUUUUAUUGCCUGAGCAUACCAGUUUAUAUGCCAGGAUGUCUGUGGAGGGAAGUGCCUUGAGAAUUUUUUUUUACCCUGAAGUUUUGUGUUGAGCACCUAAAGUCUUGGGGGCUGUCCUCCAGCUUGCUGAUAUUUUCUUCUUGUGCAUUGUUGGCUACCCAAAUAAUGGGUAGUCAUUAAUCUUAUCAAAGCAAGAAGGAUCCAGUUUUUGAAGGCUGCAACAUUUAUGCCAUGUUGUCAUAUACGCACUCUCUCAGUGCAACCCACCUUGCAGGGUUGUUGAUGUGGAGAAAAUUGUUUAUUUAAAAUGGGGAUCCUAUUCAAUUAGCAAAGUCUUUUGUAAUGCCAAAGGGGGGAAAAACCAACCAAGCUGAAUAUGUGUCUUUUAGGGAUGUUUUGAAAUCCCUGUUGAGAAACUUCUGAACUCUGCUUUACUUUUAAAGCCAAUGUUGUGGUUCAUGGAAAAUGUAUCUGCAUCAGAUUUUGUUAAUUCUGAUUUUCUACAGACGAAUACUUUCUAUAAACCUAAAUGUGAGUAUUUAAGAACUAUAUAAGUGAUCAGAUUUCUUUUCUUGCAGUCUAAUUCUGUGAAUAAACUAGCUUCAUUCAUA
Molecule: messenger RNA, 2316 nt
Organism: Candoia aspera
Lineage: Eukaryota; Metazoa; Chordata; Lepidosauria; Squamata; Candoiidae
Gene: LGALS9
Product: galectin 9
Exons: 9
Coding region: 129-1046 (305 amino acids)
Biological process (GO): positive regulation of gene expression; negative regulation of type II interferon production; negative regulation of CD4-positive, alpha-beta T cell proliferation
Cellular component (GO): cytosol; nucleus
Molecular function (GO): carbohydrate binding; galactoside binding
Source: RefSeq, a predicted model, not a curated record